AGGACCGCUAGAUAGGCUAUCUAGAAAAUAAAAAAAAUAUUUAUCUAUUCAAAAAAUCUCCUAUGGUAUAAAAGUGACGAUUUUCAGCUAAUUAAACUAUUUCAAAAUGUCCCUGAAUCCUUGGAUUAUUACAUUAUUCACUACUUGCUUCUGGGUAGAUGUUGGAUCACAGAUAAGUGUGGACAUCCCGCCGCUUAGAGCCUCUGAACUAAUUAUUCCGGUUUCUAAUCGAUUUCAACUAAUCAGAAGUGCUCCAGUGACAACUCGAUCGAUAAGCCCAUUUCAAGUGAUGCAGAAGCUUGCUGACGUUCCAGAUGAUGGGGAGACAUUCAGAGAGGGCCCACUGGAUAUUAAUGGGAGAUUGACUGCGCGCCUCGUCUGGAAAUCCUUUGAAGCCGACAUAAACCAACGAAUUGAAGGCGAAUGGAUGUGGGUUCCGCUGAAAGUACUGUCAGCUUACGGUCAAAUAGUGUCCGGAAUGCAAUAUGAUCUAAAAGUUCUGGCGGGAACUUCAAAUUGCUCGAGAUAUCAGGUCAAUGCCUACACGAUUCAGGAGCAGAAUUGUGUGCAUUUUAACGGGCCGAAACGGGCGAUUUUCAACAUUUUGGUGAUGGAACGGAGCUCAAAAAGUUGGUCCCCAUUUAUUCCAGACUGGGAGAGAGUUUUUUCGACAGUUGACAGAGAAAUCGGAGAUAAUGAAGACAUUUGAUUUUUUAAAUUUUUUUUUCGUUGAAUUUUUGUGAUAAUAAAAUGAGAUUUAUUAAU
Molecule: messenger RNA, 765 nt
Organism: Caenorhabditis elegans
Lineage: Eukaryota; Metazoa; Nematoda; Chromadorea; Rhabditida; Rhabditidae
Gene: C39B5.5
Product: Cystatin domain-containing protein
Exons: 4
Coding region: 107-709 (200 amino acids)
Molecular function (GO): cysteine-type endopeptidase inhibitor activity
Source: RefSeq, marked reviewed